CGCCUCCUCUGCCUGGGCGACGUCAACGGCAGAGCAAGCCAGGCGGGCCAGACGGCGCUGAUGCUGGCCGUGAGCCACGGGCGCGUGGACAUGGUGCGGGCGCUUCUGGCGUGCAGCGCCGACCCGAACGCGCGCGACGACGACGGCUCCACGGCCCUCAUGUGCGCCAGCGAGCACGGCCACGCCGAGCUCGUGCGCCUGCUGCUGGCGCAGCCGGGCUGCGACGCCGCGCUCGCCGACAACGACGGCAGCACGGCUCUGUCGAUCGCGCUGGACGCGGGGCACAAGGACAUCGCCGUGCUGCUCUACGCGCACGUCAACUACUCCAAGACGCCGUCGCCCGGCACGCCACGGCUGGGCCGCAAGGCCUCGCCCAGCCCCACGCGGCGGGGCCCCUUCGACUGACGGACGAGGGGCGGCGGCGGCGGCGGCGGCGGCUCAUCGGCGCGAGGGCCGCGUCUUCGGAGGCCGACCCGGCCGAGCAGAGGAGGGUGCGGCGGUGGGGGGGCGGGGCGGCACCGUCGAGCGACAAGGGGCCCAACCGAGGCCCACGCCGGGUGGAGACGUCGCGCGGCGGCGACAGCGGCGACGUCGUCACGCCCCGUGGUGUUAACCGCGGCCGCGGCGGCACCGGCGUUGUGAAAUCGACGCUCGGCACAAACCGCCUUCGAGUGAGAGCUGUUGCCGCCGUGACCGCACCGGGACCCGGAACCCGGCUGCGGUGUCUCGGGGGAAGCUCUCCGCGUCGCCGGGAGACUGCCGGAGGCGGCUCGUGACACUGGGGGCAGCCACGGCCGUAGCGGAAGGAUUUGGCUUUUGUUUGUUUUUUAAUGCAGGUUACUGAGCACAGUUGGGGCAAAAGGCCCGUGACGUCAUGCGGACAGCAACGAACAGCACCAUCAGAGUUGUAAUCGACGACGAUGAUGAUGAUGAUGACGAUGAUGGUGGGAGCGGUGCGAGGGAAGAAGCACAAGAAAGAGUGUUGUGACCUGCAGUGUGGUGAGUGUGGGUGAGUGAGUGUGAGUGUGUUGAUGUGACCUUCAGUGUGUUGAGUAGGUGAGUGAGUGUGAGUGAGUGUGUUGUUGUGACCUGCAGUGUAGUGAGUAGGUGACUGAGUGUGAGCGAGUGUGAUGCUGUGACCUGCAGUGUGGUGAGCGGGUGAGUGAGUGGGUGAGUUAGUGGAUGAGUGGGAGGGUGGCUGGGUGAGUUUGUUGUUGUGACCUUAAAGUGUACAUAGCCUGGCACAAGCGUUGUGGUGAUGUCACCGGCACUUAGUGGCGAACGGUGGUUGUUGUUGUUGUUGUGACCGGUAGUGCGGUUGUUGAACACAUUCUGGAUGAGAUGUCAUUUGUUGGGUGCAAAUAUGUUUUCCGGAUCGCUGGUAGACUGGAAUAGGUGUCACGUGACUCGUAUCCACAGCCAUCGUCACCGUCAUCAUCAUCAUACUCUGCUGGGUUCAAGGCCUUCCAAAGCGGCUGGUGAAGCGAGCGAGCGGUGUUACUGGAUGUGGUGUGCCGGGCGACUAAAUAUCACUUUGGGCUGCGGACGCGGACCGACACGGCCGCGAUUCAGCCGGGGACCCGGCACGGCGAGAGAGCCGCUUCACGCAGUUUACCCAAUGGCCUUGAAGCUCACUUCGGUGGCGUGCCAGCACCGAGCGGAAACGUCACAACUCUGUCUCAUCACCAUCGCCACCACGACCACCAUGACCACGAUUACUUUAUCGGAGCACUGGGAACACAAGUGCCUGUAAAUGCGUUCCUUUGGGGCAGUGGUUCUUAACCUUCGCUGCACCACCCCAGGUUAAGAACCACAGGUUAAGAACCACAGGUUAAGAAGCACAGCUUUGCUGGUUACUGAUUUGCUCCACUCGAUAGCGAAGUCCGCGUGCUACGUACGCACGUGCGUUGAACUUCCUUCGCAACGUACGUAGCCAGCCCUGCUAAUCGGAGGUGCGGAGAAGCACUGUCGACUGUUACUUUCGCAAUGUUGGAAUGGUGUCUGCUGCAGUACAGCAAACGGAACUUGUGGGUGCUUUGGUUCUGUACGGAACGGGCAGCAAUUUAGUGGAAUAUUUAUUAUAUAGUCAAAUAUUAUAAUAUACCUUUAUACGGACGGACAACGGUAAACAUGCCCACACUAUGCACAAUUACACACCCACGUUUUAUAUAGAGAUAUACAUAUAUACAGUAUAUAUAUAUAUUUACACACAGGCAUAAGUGCACUUAGUGCAGUCGUUAAUAUUGUCUUGUCUGCUUGUUUAGUUAUGCUUCGGUGUUUCACGAUAGCUUCCAGCUGCUGUCUCGCGAAUAUAUGAAUGGCCAGUGUUUGUGUGUGCAAUGACCAGCGUAUCCACGGCACGCACUUAUCCAUCGCUUUGCCUUGCACCUUGUUCCGUGAGCUGCUCGCAAGGGGUUCGGUCAAAGUGUUUCGGGGUCGGGGGGUGUUGAAGGCACACGCGCAUUCGCAGUCCCUAGUGGAGUGCUAACGCCAUCGGAGUCGCCCAGACGACGCGCACCCACGUGCUAUGCAGGGAUUCACGGUCUCGCUCCGUAGUUUCCGGCUGUGUUCGUGAGUAAAGAUUCAUUUUCUUCUUGGUUCUUUCGGUAAAGUCACGUAGAAGGUAAAUAAUAAAAUAAUAAAAAUAAAACAUAAUAAAAGUAUUAUUCCUUUGUCAAGGCGCCCUUCCUCCUCCAACCCAGCUUAAAUAUACGCUGCCAAGCUUGGUGGUGUUUCAUUCAGACGCUGUCUUUCCGACAGACCUGUUCUUCACCUGAGGAAGGUGGCUUGCGUUGUGGCCGAAAUAUCGUGAGAAUUGUAUUUUAUUAUGUUUUAUUUUUAUUGUUUUAUUAUUUCCCUUCUACGUGACUUUACCAAAAGAACCAAGAAAAUGAAUCCCUGCAGUCACGAAAGCUUUACAUCGAAAUUUAAAGAUUAAUUGUUGGCGUAAGGCACGAGCACUAGAUUACCGAGGCGUGGUCUAGCCAUACCCCGAUCGGCUCCAGUCUCCCUUUAAAUCGCGUGACUUCUGUGCGACACUGCCCACUGUGAAAACAGACGCCGAUCCGUGCAGCAGCAGCAGCAGCAACAACAUCGAUGCCCCAGUGCAGCGUCUUUCUCGCCAUCUGCUCCCCGUCUCUCUCGGUUCCUUUUUCACCGCGCAAAUUCCCUCUCAUCCCCUCUCUCUCCGCUCUCCCGUUCCGUGUCUGCGUCUCCCCUGAGCCGCAACGCUGUUCAUGUGCUCUUCGGUUCUUUCGGUAAAGUCACGUAGGUUAAAAAAUAAAGUGAAAAUAAGAAUAAAAUAAAAAUAAAAUAAAAAAUAGAAAUAACUCAAUUGAAUCACUACGUUUCGAUUGCAACACAAGCAAUCAUCAUCAGGUGUGGGAAUCGCACUUAUAUAAACUCCUUAGCCCUGGCAUUUCUCCCACUUUAGUAAAACAUUUCUAGCUGUGAUUUCCACACCUGAUGAUGAUUGCUUGUGGUGCAAUCGAAACGUCGUCAUUUAAUUGGGUUAUUUAUAUUUUUUCUUUUCUUUUUUCACCUACGAAAACUUCAAAUCUUGCUGUUACACAUCAUUGACUCCACUGCCCUCCUGUGUGCGUCAUGCAGUUUUUUUUGGCGUAAACCAGUGGUGGGGAACCUUUUAUCUGCCAAGGGCCAUUUGGAUAUUUGUAACAUCAUUCGCGGGGCCAUACAAAAUGAUCAACUUAAAAAAUAGCCCGUUUAUAUUUGGUCAAACAUUUAAUCAACUCGCCCCUAAUGCGAUGGCUGGAACUGCUUCUCUCUGGCGAGGCGUGGCGACGUUAGCCGGUGUUGAUGUUGCUGCUACUCGCAACUGCUUUCCCAGCUUUGCUCCGAGAUUUAUUGAAUUUCGAGUCCCGCCUGCGGUUGCCUUGGCAGGGCCACGACAAAUGAUUUCGCGGGCCUCGUACGGCCGGACGUUCCCCAGCCCUGGUGUAAACAAACGCGUCUGUUUUGGGCAGUGCCUUGCAGCCUCUUGCCACGUGGAAUCCGAAUCGGGCGCGAGGAGUGAACGGUGGCAAGGCGCCUCUCAGAGCUUGGCCAGGCGAACGCAGUCUCGCCACCACCCACGGCAACUCCUGUUUGGUUGGAAUACAUUUCGAUGGUGUCUGCGUGUUUUUUUGUUUGUUUAAUAACUCCCAACAACAUUUUUGGGAGUUUCGCGACUGCGGGAAUUGAUGUCCGUUGAUUCUUUCGGUAAAGUCGCGUUGAUGGAAAAAUAAUAGAAUAACAAAAUCGUCGAAACGUCGUUGUGAGUUUUUAUUAAAGUAUUAAAACAAUUAUAUCGACGUGACUUUACCGAAAGAACCACAGGAUAUGAAUCGCAGCAAGAUGUCGUGUUCGUGUCUAACGUGGAAGAGCGGUGGGCGAGGUGGUUGGACCUCGAACCCGAUUCCCAUUCACGGCUAACAUCAGUGGCUGCGGAGUGAUAUACACACCUGAACGGGCCUCCGAUUAUUUUGUGACGCUGAUGUUGCAACGCAAUUCGCGAGCGGCUCUAAUCGAGUAACUGCACGCGACUUAGCUGGAACGUAAAGAGCACUUCGUAGACAAUGAGGUUAGUACCGUGGGGCUAACGCAGGCCUCUGGGACAUUCUGCGGCGUCGUGGGUAUCUCGGUGAUGAUCACACUCGCCGUGAUGACAACACGCGCGCCUCGCAGCGAGAAGGCUCCAGGUUCGAUGUCCGACUCGGACGCACUUUCUGUGCGGAGUUUGUUUGAUCUCCUCCCCGUUCUGCCGGGUGUGUGUGGGGAGCGGUGGUGCAGCGGUUAGCGCUACGAAGCCGGCUAUGAACCGAGUUCGAUUCCCGCUCAGGGCAAACGCUGGCGACGAUUAUCUGAUUAUCUGCACCGGUCCUCCCAUAGGUUGGCUCGGGCUCAAACGAGUACCUGGUGCGAUGUGGAGUCAACAUCGUCACUGGGAGCUGUUGAAUACCCACCCCGUCGUGUGCAGUGCCGAUCUUUUUAGGUGGUGCUCGCGAACAAAAACGUGCCCCCCCCCCAAGUCUGUUAAGGCUUCACGGGGAAUGUCUGGUGCGUUCUCCCCCUCUUCGGCACGGGGUUUCCUCCGGCAGCAUUUCGUUUUACUCCCACGCUGAAUAAGAUUUGUUCUGAAAACAAUAAAGCCCCCACCCCCCACGCACAAUGUAACAACCGGCUUAUCUUUGUUUUUGACCAAACGACAUCGCAAUGCUGCGAUAAAAACAAGGAUGCACCCGCAACAUC
Molecule: messenger RNA, 5247 nt
Organism: Lethenteron reissneri (Far Eastern brook lamprey)
Lineage: Eukaryota; Metazoa; Chordata; Hyperoartia; Petromyzontiformes; Petromyzontidae
Product: KN motif and ankyrin repeat domain-containing protein 1-like
Biological process (GO): negative regulation of actin filament polymerization
Cellular component (GO): cytoskeleton; cytoplasm
Molecular function (GO): protein binding
Source: RefSeq, a predicted model, not a curated record